Carya illinoinensis is the source of this 2097-nucleotide messenger RNA. Its product is annotated as probable protein kinase At2g41970. Lineage: Eukaryota; Viridiplantae; Streptophyta; Magnoliopsida; Fagales; Juglandaceae. Gene Ontology annotation, molecular function: ATP binding; protein tyrosine kinase activity. The coding region runs from base 795 to 1886 and encodes 363 amino acids. The transcript has 8 exons. Gene Ontology annotation, biological process: protein phosphorylation. The record is from RefSeq and is a predicted model, not a curated record.
UUACGUCAAGUCACUUAAAUUUGUGAAUUUACUUUUGUGAAAUCUAUUCUUAGCUGUAGCAGUUCUCGUACUAUCUUAGUUCCAUCCCCUAUUAGAGGACAAGGAAAAUUAUAAAAGCGAGUUUUGGUACUUAUGGAACGUAAGUUACGUGACGCGGCUUGCGAUCUUUGUGGUUAAUAAAUUAGGAAAUGCAGAAGACGUGCAUUACUCUUUGAGAGACAUGCAAUAUCAAAUAUUCGUUUGGUAAGAUCAAAUUUUGCACCAUCAGACCAUAUCUACGGCUUUAAACUUCGUUUUUGUAUGGAGUUCGGACGAUGAAGUUGUGGGUCAAACGCCGAAAGUUGGACCAUGCAUUUUUAUAGCAUAAUCCAUGUCUAAACAUGAUCUGAGUUUUAUGAUCUGUGUAAAAUGAGGCAUGAAAUCUCCCAGUCUGUGUUUUUUUUUGGGACGUGCAUCGUGGGGGGCACUUAGACGUGUAGGGUGGGUUAUUAGAUUAGUUUUACCGGUUAAACACUCCAACCGAGUUUCCCGCGGAACAGAAGAACGUCUGCCUUUCCCACGAAACAGAGACACAUCCGAGGAAGUUAGAGAGGAACGACUUUUUGCUUCCCCUGUUUCCAGAUAUCUUCCCAUUAUUUCACAAUUUAUUUUUCUCGGUCUCUGUCUGUAUCGAUUGUACUUUUCGUCGGCUCUUGUCGGAUCUUUUGGAUCCCAGGAGCUAUUAUAUUCUGAGGAAUUCCUCUUUCAUUUGCUCUGCAUGGGGUUUUGAAAUCGCUGCAACCACAACUUGAAGAAUGUUCUGCUGUGGAGGUACGGAGGAGGAAAUCCACGGUCUCCCAGCUAACCAAUAUACUGCACCACCCAGAGGCGAAGAUUCAUAUGGUAUCGGGAGAGGAGAGCCAAGGGGUUCCAACAUAGUCAAAAGUGGAGCUCCUCAGAAAGUAUUACCCAUUGAAACACCAGCUAUAUCAUUGGAUGAGUUGAGUAGGUUGACCGGCAACUUCGGCGCAAAGGCUUUGAUUGGAGAAGGUUCUUAUGGCAGGGUAUUCCAUGCAAAGCUGAGUAAUGGUCAGGCUGCUGCAAUAAAGAAGUUGGAUACCAGUUCAUCACAAGAGCCAGACUCAGAUUUUGCAGCUCAGUUAUCAACAGUUUCAAGGCUUAAGCACGAGCAUUUUGUUGAGUUAAUCGGGUAUUGUCUGGAAGCAAAUAAUCGAAUCUUGGUACAUCAGUUUGCGACUAAGGGUGCUUUACAUGACAUAUUACACGGGAGGAAAGGUGUAGAAGGGGCUGCACCUGGUCCUGUUUUAAACUGGAACCAAAGAGUUAAGAUUGCCUACGGGGCAGCCAAAGGCCUCGAGUUUCUGCAUGAAAAGGUGCAGCCUUCUAUAGUUCAUCGUGAUGUCAGAUCUACCAAUGUCCUGCUUUUUGAUGACUACCUGGCGAAAAUUGCCGAUUUUAACUUGUCAAAUCAGUCUUCUGAUACGGCAGCUCGGCUGCAUUCAACUAGAGUCUUGGGAACAUUUGGCUACCAUGCUCCAGAGUAUGCAAUGACAGGGCAGAUAACUCAGAAAAGUGAUGUUUAUAGUUUUGGAGUUGUUCUUCUGGAGCUCUUAACUGGAAGAAAGCCUGUAGACCAUACAAUGCCCAAAGGGCAGCAGAGUCUUGUUACUUGGGCAACUCCAAGAUUGAGCGAGGACAAAGUGAAGCAAUGUGUUGAUCCCAAGCUCAACAAUGACUACCCACCAAAGGCAGUUGCUAAGUUGGGAGCAGUAGCAGCGCUCUGUGUUCAAUAUGAGGCAGACUUCCGGCCAAACAUGACAAUCGUUGUCAAGGCUCUCCAGCCACUUCUUAACUCAAAACCAGCAGGCCCAGACUCUCAUGCCUAAUAUAAUUACCUCAGAAUCAGACAAACAUGUCUUCUGCAUCAUGUAACUUUUUCCUUGUUUCUCGGAGCCUUUUUUUAUUAUUAUUAUAUAUUAUUCUGAAAUGGAUGAAGAACAGUAACAACCAUAUAUGUUCUGUCUGACCUCCUGUGAAUUUCCAAUCAUGGAUCGUGUGGAUGAGAAAUGUAGUUCUAUAGUCUUGAAUUCCUCGAAA